Molecule: messenger RNA, 1894 nt
Organism: Haliotis rubra (blacklip abalone)
Lineage: Eukaryota; Metazoa; Mollusca; Gastropoda; Lepetellida; Haliotidae
Exons: 7
Coding region: 75-1244 (389 amino acids)
Source: RefSeq, a predicted model, not a curated record
UACUCAGGUGUCCUCCGGCAGACGAAGACACAUCUGGCUACUACCUAGAGCUCACGAACCUGCACAGUUGCAAAAUGGCUGGACCAGCAUUCCUUGCGGUUGUUAUUCUGAGUGUUCUACUCCGUGGAUCGAUACAGGCGACCAUCACCCAAUCAAUCACGACAAUCUCCGAUACUCCGUCAUCUAGUGAAGCUGUUACAACAGCCGUAGAACAAGGAACAACAUCAGCGGAAACAGCAACAACAACAGCAACAACAGCAACGACAACCGUGGAACCAGCUUCAACUACCGCGGAAGCAGCAAACUCAACCAUGGAUCAAACGACGACAACUGUUGCGACUACUACAGCCAGCGACAACGCAAUCGAAGUGUGCGAACUGGAACCGAAAGACUGCAAAACCAUGUCUUUCAACAUGACCGGGUGUUUCUGCUACUGUCCACACAAGGCCCACACAAACGCCGGAAUGUUCAUCAUGUCGGUGGGUCACGUGCAGUACGCGAUGUACUGCCCCUGGGGACUGGUCUGGUCCCAGGCCAAGUGCAUGUGUGACAACCCCCCAACCAAGCCCUCAGAACCGGAUGCUAUCAAGGACCUGCCCGUCUUCUCCAGUGGCUGCAAAACUCUCGUCAACUACGCCUACAACGCCACCAGCAAAGCCUUCGAAGACGGCAGAAACUUCGUCCGCCAAGAAAACACGAUCAACAAAAGAUUACAAGUCGUGCAAUCAGAGGGUGCAACGGUGAACAACAGCGCUGCUAACUUCAUCAACAACUCUAUCGACAUCCCAUACCUCAACGGCAACGACUUGACUGACACAGCAUUUAUCGAGGUCCGCAUCAAGCCGGUUGCUGACAACGACAACGUCACAAGGGUGAUCUUGUCCAACGGCUGCAUCAAGAACAACAGCGGUGAGACGUCGGUGAUCAUGUCGUUCAACGCCGAGGAGGGCAACUUCUAUGUCGCUGUCAGGACCGCCUACUUGUCCAAUGGUGUUUGUGAAAACAUGCAACCGGACAUCGACGGCUGGUACAAACUGACCCUGUCGGUGAAGAAUUCCAAGUCUAGAUUCCUCGUCAAUGAUCAAGAGUGUCUGACCUUAAAUGGUAGAGGAAGCAUUGCCAAGACGACUUGUAAUCUGUCUAUCGGAGGUGACCCCUUCAUGACCGACUACAGCCAAGACUUCAAUGGCUACAUCGACUAUGUAAAGGUAAUCAAACACUGUUCAAAGGAGCCGCCGAAGUAGAAGCGAAACACGUGAGGAUCACGUGCGGAUCAUUUGAUAAGAAAACCAUCACACUGACGCAUAGAUGUGAACUCCGUGAACAGCAAAUAAAUAGCGCCCUACACAUACAUUCCUCAUGUUCCUCAAUAACAUCCGUCAAAUACUUUCCUCACAACGAGAAGAAACGUAAAUUCACAUUCAGAUUGUUCUGCUUUGACGUAACGAGUUGCAUAAUACAGCUGCGAUAAUAUUUAAAAUAUGAAUAUAUAAUUAUUGCCUUAAUUUAAGUCUUUGUUCAAUUAUUUCAAUGUAAAACGCACAUUAGUGUCUGUAAUAUUUUCUGGAUUAACUGUGUCCAUCUUGUUUUUUAGUCUGAAGCUUGGGGCGGGCCCCUGUGUUAGUUUGUGUUCGUAUAGUUACGCUGUUGCUUUUAAUGAUAGAUAUAAAAUAUCGGAUCCAGAUCUGUUCUGGGUCCAAAGCGUCCUGUGAAAGGAGCAUACGACCGUUCUUUCGUGUUCUAUACUGUGCUGUUGGUCUCUUGUAUCCUUGUGAAUGUUGUUGAAUGUUGCCGAAGAUAUUGUUGGAUGUUCAUCUAUUUUUAAAUUAUUUUCUUAAUUGCUAUUUGUAUGUGAUAAUGUACAUAAAUGAAAAUAAAUUUGCUUUCUACAUGA